AAGCGUUAUAUUUGGAGAAAGGAAAACACUGCUUUCCAGCAUAAGAACCUUAUCCCAUCUGUGAAACAUGGUGGUGGUAGUAUCAUGAUUUAGGCCUGUUUUACUGCAUCUGGGCCAGGACAGCUUGCCUUCAUUGAUGGAACAAUGAAUUCUGAACUAUAUCAGAGAAUUCUAAAGGAAAAUGUCAGGACAUCUGAUGGUGACAUUAUUAUUGGAGGCAUUUUUACAUUUCAUGAUAGCCCAGCAGAUCCAAAUCUGACAUAUACAACCAUGCCCGAAGUAUCAAAAUGUAAAGGGCUCAAUUUCAGAGGACUUCAAUUUGCUCAAACCAUGAUUUUUGCAAUUGAUGAAAUAAACAAGAAUACAGACAUAUUGCCAGGUGUUAUCUUGGGUUAUAAAAUCUACGACGCAUGCAGAGAUGUCCAUUUGACACUGAGAUCAGCGAUGGCAUUAUUAAGUGGGGAGGACAAAGCCUCAUUCCAGGAUGGUUUGUGUGCCAAGACAUCUAUAGUGCCUGCUAUUAUAGGUCCUUCUACUUCAUCACCUGCAAUAGCAAUUUCUACCACUCUGGGGCCUUUCAGUAUACCAGUGGUCAGUUAUUCUGCCAGCUGCUCAUGUCUCAGUGACAAAAAGCUCUUUCCUUAUUUCUUCAGAACGGCCCCAAGUGAUUAUUAUCAAAGUGUUGCCAUGGCACAGCUUGCAAAGCAUUUUGGAUGGACAUGGGUAGGGGCAAUAAGAAAUGAUGAUGACUAUGGAAAUUAUGGCAUGGCCACAUUUGUGGAAGUUGCAGAGAAAGAGGGUAUUUGUGUUGAAUAUUCUGAGGCGAUCCACAGAACAUACCCAAGAGAAAGAAUUCUCAGAGUUGUUGACAUUAUCAAGCUCUCCUCAUCAAAAGUCAUCAUAGCAUUUUUGACAGUUAAUGUAUUUGAAAUACUGCUCAAGGAGAUAUUCUUACAAAAUGUCACAGGCUUUCAGUGGAUUGGCACAGAGUCUUGGAUUUCUACUAAAAAUUCUGCCAUGCUUCAAUAUUACAAAAUAAUGAAUGGAGCAAUUGGAUUGUCAGUCAGCACUGCAGUCAUACCAGGCUUGAAGGAGUUCUUGCUCAGCGUCCAUCCUUCUCCGCUUCCUGGAAACUCUGGCCUGAAUGAGUAUUGGGAAUAUCUGUUUAACUGUACUCUUAACUUAAAAAAUGCUGAAACAGGCAAUUCCUUUUGCACUGGACAGGAGUCUUUUGGUGAAAUAAACAAUCAGUACACGGAUAUGUCAAACCUUGGUUACACCAAUGAUGUCUAUAAAGCUAUGUACGCUGUGGCUUAUUCACUACACAACCUGCUAGGAUGUAGCCAUACUGAAAGCAGAUCAGCAUGCUCUAACAAAUCAACUAACAUUCAGUUGCAGUUAGCCCAUUACCUGAAAACCAUAAACUUUACAACAAAAAGUGGAGAAAACGUUUAUUUUGAUAAAAAUGGAGAUCCUGCAGCAAAAGGCAAGAUAUAUGACAUUGUAAACUGGCAACUAAAUAAAGAGGGUGAUGUUGAUUUUGUGACAGUUGGUGCAUACUAUGCUUUUUCGUCAGAAGGAUAUGAAUUUCAAAUUAAUUAUGAAAGUAUUAACUUUGCUGGCACAAAAUAUAAGGUGCCCAGGUCAGUGUGCAGUGAGUCCUGUCUGCCUGGAACUCGGAAAGCUGUGAAGAAAGGACGACCAAUCUGCUGCUAUGACUGCAUACCAUGUGCUGAAGAUCAAAUUAGCAAUACAACAGAUUCUUCAGAUUGCCUAAAGUGUCCAGCAGAUUACAAGCCAAACAGACAAAAGGAUGAAUGUGUCUUGAAAGAAAUUGAAUAUUUAUCAUUUCAAGAAAUUAUGGGAAUCCUGCUGGUCACUCUAUCAGUACUGGGAGCAUUGCUAACACUUUUAGUAGGUUUAGUUUUUUAUCGACACAGGGAGACGCCUAUUGUUCGAGCAAAUAAUUCUGAACUGAGUUUUCUUCUUCUCUUUUCAUUAACUCUUUGUUUUCUUUGUUCCCUCACAUUCAUUGGUCAGCCCUCUGACUGGUCAUGUAUGUUACGCCACACUGCUUUUGGUAUUGCUUUUGUCAUGUGCAUCUCCUGUGUGCUCGGGAAGACUAUUGUAGUGCUCAUGGCCUUUAGGUCUACACUACCUGGUAGUAAUGUCAUGAAAUGGUUUGGAGUCACUCAGCAGAGACUAAGUGUUUGUAGCUUUACAUUUAUACAGGUGAUUAUUUGCCUUCUUUGGUUACUUAGUUCACCUCCCUUCCCCAAUAAAAAUAUGAAACAUUAUACAGAAAUAAUAAUACUAGAAUGUGAUCUUGGAUCUACAACUGCUUUUUAUGCCGUCUUGGGCUACAUAGGAUUUCUUGCUUUAUUUUGCUUUGUUUUGGCAUUUCUGGCUCGUAAACUGCCAGACAACUUUAAUGAAGCAAAAUUCAUUACAUUCAGCAUCCUGAUAUUUUGUGCUGUCUGGAUCACUUUUAUUCCAGCCUACAUCAGCUCACCAGGAAAGUACACCGUAGCUGUCGAAAUAUUUGCUAUUUUAUCUUCAAGUUUUGGUUUGCUUUUCUGUAUCUUUUUCCCCAAGUGCUAUAUUAUUUUACUAAAACCAGAAAAAAAUACAAAAAAACAGAUUAUGGCAAAGUGA
Messenger RNA from Polypterus senegalus (gray bichir), 2655 nucleotides. Its product is annotated as extracellular calcium-sensing receptor-like. NCBI's taxonomy places the organism in Eukaryota, Metazoa, Chordata, Cladistia, Polypteriformes, Polypteridae. The record is from RefSeq and is a predicted model, not a curated record. Gene Ontology annotation, cellular component: membrane. Gene Ontology annotation, molecular function: G protein-coupled receptor activity. The transcript has 7 exons. Gene Ontology annotation, biological process: G protein-coupled receptor signaling pathway. The annotation marks the transcript as partial.